AAGUUGAAGAUGUUUCGCCGCCAUGGUCCUGCUGGUUACAAACAUAUGUUGGUGUCGGAUUCUGAAACUGAGUCUGAUGAUAACCUUAGCGCUGUUGCUGUUACUGUUGCUAAGGAUGGAAGAAGACAAAAGGAGGAAGAAGAAGGAGAGAGAGAUCUUUCAACUCACCAACGUCCUACACCAUCAUUCAAGUCCAAACAAACUCUUGAUCCAGAAGCUUUGUUAGAAGUUGCAAAGGAAUAUCAAAAGAAGAUGGAGAAGAAGAGUAUUCCAAGAGAACGGUUAAAGGAGAUGGUGGUUGUGAACUGGAGAGGUUUGGCGAAAACCAUGAAAACGUUGUACGGACAACCUUUGCAUUAUCUAACACAGGAGCUUUGCAAAGAAUGGGAUAAGUCGAGGUUUGGAAGCAAAAACGAAGAGAAGGCAUUGAAUAGUAUAUUUAGUUGGCGUGAGGCUGAAGAGACUGUUUGGAAAGUUGAAGCAGUUCAUAGACUCUGCACUUCGCCUGUUCAUCUUGCACUGCUUUGGCUUCAUGACCCACAAUACCAUCUCAUUGUUGAUGAAGUUAUUUCAACCCCUUCUUCUACUUCUACAAAAUAGUAACUUUUGAGGAAGAAUAAUAUUUCAUAACAUUUUUUUAUGACAUUUUAACAUUGUUUACGUGUCAUUUUAUAAUUAGUCUAUGUUGAUGUUUAUAAUUAUUAUUAUUAA
Molecule: messenger RNA, 711 nt
Organism: Vigna angularis (adzuki bean)
Lineage: Eukaryota; Viridiplantae; Streptophyta; Magnoliopsida; Fabales; Fabaceae
Product: protein RDM1
Exons: 2
Coding region: 10-600 (196 amino acids)
Cellular component (GO): nucleus; RNA polymerase V complex
Source: RefSeq, a predicted model, not a curated record